AUGUCUAAAAAGCAAAAAAUAACUACACUUGAAUUAAAUAUUCAAUAUGAGAAUGAAUUAACUGAAGGCAGUUUUGAAGCUACUGAUAAUACCAUCGAUUUAACAGAAAAUACGUCAACUGAGCCAAUGGUCGAGCUAACAAAUACUAGUGAAGAAACUGAUCUUAACUCAGUUUCACUUUCUUCACGAGAACCCUCUUGGGUUUGGGAACAUUUUUCAAAG
Messenger RNA from Racocetra fulgida, 222 nucleotides. The record is from the annotation of a GenBank genome assembly. NCBI's taxonomy places the organism in Eukaryota, Fungi, Glomeromycota, Glomeromycetes, Diversisporales, Gigasporaceae.